AUGCAGAUUUUCACGCCCCUCGUUGCUUUCGCUGGUCUCGCUGCCGGAGCUCUUGCCGACCGUGCAUGCAGCGGACCGAACGCGCGGACGGAACCCCCGGCUGGUGCUAUCGUCGUCGACGCCACGGGUGCCUACAAGAACAGUUUCCGGACUGUGUCGGAGGGAGUGGCGCGCCUUGACCCCAACACGACGUCGGAGCAGACCGUGUUCGUGCGCCCUGGUGUGUACAACGAGCAGGUGCUGAUCUCGCCGCUGUCGGGCCCGCUGGUGCUCCAGGGUUUCACGUGCGACGCCAUGUCUUACGCGGGCAACGAGGUGACUAUCACCCAGGCCAAGGCCCAGAAGGAUAUCCCUGCUGAGGUGACGGGUGAGGCUCGUAACGACAUGACCAGCACGGUGCGCUUCAAGUCAGACAACGUGAAGGUGUACAAUCUCAACAUCGCUAACACGGCUGGAAACGUUGGCCAAGCUCUGGCCGUCAACGUCAACGCCACCGACUACGGCUUCUACGCAUGCAACCUCACGGGCUACCAGGACACCGUUCUGGCCGACAAGGGCCGUGAGCUCUACGCCCGCACGUACAUCAACGGUGCCACCGACUUCAUCUUCGGUCGCUACGCCCAGGCUUGGUUCGAGUCAUGCGACAUCGAGACUAUCGGCACUGGUUUCAUUACUGCCAGCGGACGUGAAUCCGAGUCCAGCACGGCCACGUACGUCAUCAACCGCGCCCGUGUGUUCGGCAAGAGCGGUGUCAACUCGACUGUCCUUGGACGCCCGUGGCGUCCUUACGCCAAGGUCAUCUGGCAGAACAGCGAGCUCGGUGAUGUGGUCAAGCCCGAGGGCUGGGCGACUUGGGAUGCCACCUCCCCCACGGACAAGGUAAUCUUCAAGGAGUUCAACAACUCUGGCCCCGGCGCCAACACUGCCAACCGUGUUGCCUUCAGCGGACAGCUGGACGCUCCUGUGGCCAUCACGGAGGUCCUUGGCGAAGGAUACGCGACCGAGUGGUGGGUUGACACCAAAUACCUGUAAAUGCGUUGGCCUUUGCGUGCAUAGAGUGCAGGGAUGAAUUCCCCAUAAAGAUUGAUGUUAGUCCUUACCAAACAAAAUAAACGAUAUGC
Molecule: messenger RNA, 1121 nt
Organism: Phytophthora nicotianae INRA-310
Lineage: Eukaryota; Oomycota; Peronosporomycetes; Peronosporales; Peronosporaceae
Exons: 1
Coding region: 1-1032 (343 amino acids)
Biological process (GO): cell wall modification
Molecular function (GO): pectinesterase activity
Source: RefSeq, a predicted model, not a curated record